UGACCUGGAGGGUGUGGCAAGAGCAAGGAGGUGGGAAGUUUGAUCCUUUCACGUGGGAUUUCAGCGCAAAUUUGCCUGGAGUUCUAGCCAGAGCUGGCAGGUUUUACUAUUUACUUAAGGCUUACUCGCAGAGCUCGCUGGUCUGCGCCCUGGGGCUGCACUCGAGAACACGUAGCGACUCCGAAGAUCAGCCCCAAUGAACAUGUCAGUGUUGACUUUACAAGAAUAUGAAUUCGAAAAGCAGUUCAACGAGAACGAAGCCAUCCAAUGGAUGCAGGAAAACUGGAAGAAAUCUUUCCUGGUUUCUGCUCUGUAUGCUGCCUUUAUCUUUGGCGGUCGGCAUGUCAUGAACAAGCGCGCGAAGUUUGAACUGAGGAAGCCAUUAGUGCUGUGGUCUCUGAGCCUUGCAGUGUUCAGUAUAUUCGGUGCUCUUCGAACUGGUGCUUAUAUGCUGUACAUUUUGAUGACCAAAGGCCUGAAGUAUUCAGUUUGUGACCAGGGUUUUUACAAUGGACCUGUCAGCAAAUUCUGGGCUUAUGCAUUUGUGCUGAGCAAAGCACCGGAACUAGGAGAUACAAUAUUCAUCAUUCUGAGGAAGCAGAAGCUGAUCUUCCUGCACUGGUACCACCACAUCACUGUGCUCCUCUACUCCUGGUACUCCUACAAGGACAUGGUGGCCGGGGGAGGCUGGUUCAUGACCAUGAACUAUGGCGUGCACUCGGUGAUGUACUCUUACUACGCCUUGCGAGCGGCGGGGUUCCGAGUGUCCCGGAAGUUUGCCAUGUUCAUCACCUUGUCCCAGAUCACUCAGAUGCUGGUGGGCUGUGUCGUCAACUACCUGGUCUUCCACUGGAUGCAGCAAGACCAGUGUUACUCUCACUUUCCGAACAUCUUCUGGUCCUCGCUCAUGUACCUCAGCUACCUUGUGCUCUUCUGCCACUUCUUCUUUGAGGCCUACAUCGGCAAGAUGAGGAAAACCACCAAGGCUGACUAGGAUGGGCGCUGAGGAGGAAGCCAUAGCUCAGGGUCACCAAGACAAAAAUAAUAGACAAAAGAAAAAAAUGGCACAAGGAAUCACAUAUGGUGCAGCUAAAACACAACAAGACAUAUGAGCAAACACAAACCCCAAGGCAGCUUAGAGAGAAUUAGGUUGCCCUGACCCAGUAAGUUUAUGAUCCUUUUUGGGUGAGAACUCGCUGAGGACACCUCCAUCUCCAAGGACUGCUGCUGGAAGACCCCAUCUCUCUUUACCUGUCAACUCUAGGACAAAUGAGAAACGAAAGUGGGCCCGAGGCAGAGAGAGAGAAAUAGAAGGCAAACAAAAGCUAUUAACAUAUCUGAAAACAAUGGAUUUACUAAGUGGUAUAUUUCUCUAAGGAUCAAAGAAGUUUAUUUUAGAAACUGCGAGCACACACACACACACACACACCCACACCCACACACCCACCCCAUCCUUUCUAGUCUUGUUCAACACUAAACUGGAGCCAAGAGAAAAGAUACAAAUGGAGGAAAGACAGGGUGUAUAGAAUGAUCAUGCUUUUGGCAGAAGCGAAAGCCUUUCUAGGAGAGGUUAGUAGCUGUAGCCCCCAUGAGAAAUGAUGUCUUAAUCACCUGAGGAAAUGGAUAGAGACAACCCUCUUUCAACCCAGAGAAAGACUUGUUUCCCUUCAUCGCACAGCCUCCGUCUAGCGAGUUUGCCAGCACCACACGGGGCACGAUACUUCCCCAAGAUCCUUCCCGGGAGGAGGGAAGCAAGGGAGCCCAGGUCCCCCCAAAGGGCUGCUCCAUCGCAGCGCCUUCCUGAGAGCUUAGCUGCCCUUUCUACUCCUAAAGGGGGGACGGGAGGCUCUCCCAGGUUCCAUUGCCUCAGCCUUUCAAGCAGAAGAGUAAAUACAGGAUAGAAAAGAUAAACCUCAACCCCAUGACUUGCAAAAUGGACUCUCUAUGGCUUGUGAAAAGGUGCAGCAGGGUUAACAAACUAGAGCUGGAAAAGAGCAAAGGAGAGAGGGAGCCGAAGCUCCCUAGGACAGAAACUGAUUCCCUGUUUGACUUCACCCUCAUUCAUACCUUUCCAAGUGACACCCUGUGGUACAGUCCAUGUUUUCUAUAUUUUUGUGAAUUUCCAAAACAAAAAGCCCUGCAGGACUCUUCCUGAAAUUGGGCAAACACUGUGUUUCUGCAUCAUCUACAGUUGCUCUCCGAGUGAUGUAGAGGUGCUUAAAGUGCCCUCUGCUGGUCAAGUGGAGAUACUCACACUUCGUGCUGAAUUUCGGUGGAACAGUUGACAACAAAAGGCCCCUUUUAGUCUUCAAAUUUUCAGUGACAUAAAAUAGUCAUCAUCUCUUUGGCCAAAUUGGAAGAUGUUCUUCCUGCUUCAAGUCAGCUUCAGAAAUUUUUUAAAAGGAACUUUUGCUCUGGAACUAAGAAAAUUUAUUAAGAGCCAUAUUCUUAAAAAAAAAAAAAAAAAGGCUAGAUAAUAUAUCUGUAACAUUUCAGUCCUUUACAAGCCAAAUAAAUGUGUACACCUUCCUAGUAUUUCAAAGAAGCAAUUAUGUAAAGUUGUUCAAUGUGAUAUAAUAGUAUUCCAAUUGGUUAAAUAGCUUCAUGAUUAGACAAACUAGAUGAAAAGGGUAGGGGCUGCGACACCUGCAUAGAUUAUACACACAUAGCCACACAUAUAUACACACAGAUGUGAGGUACACAGAACUUCAAAGCCCAAACUAAUAGAAACACAUUUUCUGGCUAGCAGAAAAAGCUGUUGUCUAUCUUUCUUGCUUUAUUUGAGAGUGUACAGAAAAUGGAUUUUUCAAAUUAUUUUUAUAUUAUUUUAGCUUUAAGUGUGCUGUCAUUCAUGAAACAGAGACGCUUUUGCUUCUCUGUCAGAGAUGACAAGGGCCUUCUCGACCUCUCUCGGUUAUGUGUGGAAUUUCAAAGAAUAAAGUUUUAUUCCAUUCUGUGUGAAUGGUCUCAACAACGAACAAAGAAUCCGUGCAAACCCAGUCAUGACUGACGGGGGCGGGGAGCUGUUACAUGGGUGUUAAAUGAUUGCAAAGAGUCUCUGAUGUUCUUGCCGUUGGUUCCUAGAUGAGAAACAGUUGAUGGAGGGAUGGUACUGUUGUCACUAGCGUAGCAACAAGAGCUGAAAAGCCAGGUCCUGCUAGAACAACUAAUGGGUCCUUAGGAUACAAAUAAUGUUAUUUUGAGCUUUGAAAAUACAUGAUACUGUGCAAUAUGCUUUUUUUCUUGUAAGAGAAAAUGAGCAGAAUAAUUAAAGUGAGGAAAAGGCCAAAUAACAGUUGACUUGAGUGUAAUUGAAGGACCAGUUAGAGCUUAUCUUGUGGAUUGAGUUUAUUUAAUCCAUUGAUUUCCCAGUGAUCCUUUAAUGCAGCAUAGAAGGAGGACAUGAGCAUAGAGCUUAAAUAGACCUUAAAUGAUGCUUCCAAAGCACUUUCAUCCUGAUACAGGUUCAUACUUGUGUUCACAUGUGAGAUAAUUUAGAAUUUCUGUUCACGGGCUGAAUAGCUAAUAAAUAGUUUUUAAAUUAGCUAAAUAUAUCUAAAGGCAUUUCUGAUGUUUAUCAUGGGAGGGAGAGAAAAUCUACACCUUACAAAAAUUUUUUUUGAGAUUCUGGUAUUACAGGUUCAGUGCAAUGUUUUUAACAUCUCAGCUUAACCGCUUCAUUAUAUCCAGAUAGGAGGCUGGACCAUAAGCCUAUGGCAAAUCUGAAGCCCAUCAGAGAAUUUGACUGCCACACAGUUAAUCCUGCUGUCAGGUAACAUUCCAGAAAAACUGGGGCCGGCAAGUGGUUAGAGCUGCCCCCCCACCACCCCAUGCUGCAAUAGAUCAUCUUUCUAUUGAAGAUUCUCCACUGCAUUCCAAUGCCAGUAGGGUGAAAACAUUCCUGGAUCGGAAAAAAAAAAAAAAAUGCUUCAAAUCCAAUCUUCAUUUUGUACGUAAAUACCUGAAAUUUGAUACACUCGGUCUGAGCAUCACCCCCAGUCUGUGAGUUUGCCGCGAAAACUCUAGUGCUCUAGUCACAGAGCAGGUGGCUUUGUCUGCACCUUCUAUUUUUGCUCAUGAGAAAAGAGCCACUACUAUAGUCAUAGUCAAUAGCAGGCCAAAGUACCAGGUUAAAAGCUUGUAUGGAUGUGAUUAUUCCAGGUAGUUUACUCCCACCCUCUCAAUUACCCUCCACUAUAAAAAUCAGGGGGGCAAGGACAAUACAUUCCUAUAUGUUGCUGAUGGCUGACAACAAAAGGCCCCUUUUGUUGGGGAAAGAAGAAAAUUGAUUAUCACCCUCUCUCACGUCUCUCUCCUAAUGAAGCUCUGAGUCCAAAUCUCAGUGCACUGAGUGGGGGUUUUGUAGAGCUGAAUGAAAGAACACUUAUAGGAAAGAGACCCACAGAUUUUUUUUUUUUUUAAAUCAGAUGUGGUAUCUUUAUAAUCAGAUAAAACCUGCCACGUAAGAAUAGCAAGGUGCUUGGAGUUCACCACACUGGAGUCGAAUGUUCUACAAGUCUGGCCUGGUUCCCAGAUGGCUUGGUCACCUGAGACAGGCUCAGUUUGCUAUGUUUUCUUCAUUGUGACAGAACAGCCUUUCCUCAGAGGCCCUAUGUGUCACCCAGCUAAGUCAGCUCCAGGACAUCGUGAGGGCUUUUUCCCAGUUUGGUGAAUUAAUGAUUCUUUAAUAACACAGUUGUUGGAUUGGCCAUGUGCUGGCAAUUCAAGAAGGCUCUUAGGGGAAUGGAGAAGGUCAAACAGACAGCCUCCCAGAGUUCAGUACUUUGAGGUGUAUGUGUGUGGUCCAUGUCUGUCUCUUUUAGACACUUAUUCCCCUGAAACAGUCUCCAUCCUGUACAAUUGUGUGAGAGUUUUUUGAUGGAAGUCCAGUGGUCCAGUCUUUGUUUUCAAUAAUAAACACUUUGCUAUUGAA
This is a messenger RNA of Sus scrofa (pig), 4933 nucleotides long. It is a transcript of the gene ELOVL6, whose product is annotated as ELOVL fatty acid elongase 6. The record is from RefSeq and is a predicted model, not a curated record. Gene Ontology annotation, cellular component: endoplasmic reticulum membrane; endoplasmic reticulum. Gene Ontology annotation, molecular function: fatty acid elongase activity. Gene Ontology annotation, biological process: sphingolipid biosynthetic process; fatty acid elongation, saturated fatty acid; fatty acid elongation, polyunsaturated fatty acid. NCBI's taxonomy places the organism in Eukaryota, Metazoa, Chordata, Mammalia, Artiodactyla, Suidae.